AUGAGAGGAAGUAUAGUUAAGGCUGGCCCUAUGGCCAGUAACGCCGUCCUCUCCCAUAUCGACAUGUCCACCCAUCUUGUUGUUUGCACCCACGGCGUGUGGGGAACCCGCGCCCACUUCAAUUACAUUGUGGAGCAGCUGCUGGAGACCAACUCCAAGACCAUGGAGUUCUACCAGGACGACUCCACCUGCAUCGAGGACUCGCUGGCUGAACUCAAGUCCCGCCAGGGAGACGUCGUGGUCAUCUAUCGAACGCGAGGCAACGAGGGCUACUCCACCUACGACGGAAUCGACGUCUGUGGCGCCCGUCUGGCCGAGGAAGCCGAGACUCUCAUUUCGCUGAUUGAAAACAACUCCGACAGAAAGGUGGAUCGUCUCUCAAUGGCAGGCUACUCCCUGGGGGGUCUGAUGUCGCGAUACGCCGUUGGUCUGCUGUACACGCGUGGAGUGUUCAAUCGAAUUCCUCCUGCUUCUUUCACCACCUUUUGCACACCUCAUGUUGGUGUUCGAGUGCUUGGAGAAAGCAGACUGGCCAGCGCCUUCAACUCCCUCGCAGGAUCGCUCAUGGGCAAGACAGGUAAGCAAUUGUUCCUGGAGGACCGAGUGCGAGUACGAGAAACCGCAAUGACCGACUCCAACCGAGAACAAUUCUCCAAGCCCAUGCCCUUGCUGGAAAUCAUGUCCUACGCCGAAUCGUCCUUCUCCAAGGGACUCGCAGCCUUCCAGCACAGAAACCUGUACGCCAACGUGGUCAAUGACUCGCGAACGGCGUGGUACACUGCAGGAAUCUACGAUUUCGACCCCUUUAAGGGUGUCAACAUGGAGUCUGUUACUCUGCCUACAGUGGAAGGCACCAAUGAGAUCAUUGUCGAUACCUCGCGUCUCAACAACAUCAAGCUGCAACAGUCGGACACCUCCAACCUCCUAGCUCCUCCGCCAGAGGCAAUCAAACAGCCUCCCGGAUGGCUGGAACGCCGGUUCCGAUGGGCAAAGGUCAUCUACAACAUUGCCGUCACCAUGCCCAUGUACGCCGUCACUUGGAUUGCGUCUGCCAUCUUCUACGGCAUCAUUUCCAACCGGCGUCGAGUGCAAUACGCCAAGGGCGAGUACUGGAAGAACAAUACUUCUGAUGACUUUGUUGGAGCUCUCUUCAACGGCAAGGUGCACUCUCCUGGCGACAAGUCAUCCGAGUCUUCUUCUUCUUCUUCUUCUUCUCAGUCGCACGGACACCACAGAUCACAUUCCCUGGAGGAAGGUGCGUUCCGUACGGCCUUGGAGGAUCAGGUGGACAAGACGAUGGACUCCAUGUUCACUGCCAUGGAGUACAAGACCACGGAGGGGGACACGUUGGAUCUGACCAAGACCAAGUUGGUGCUAUCGGACAGCCAAAAGACCAUCAUUGAGAACCUCAGUAAGCUCAAGUGGGAUAAGACCGCCAUCCACAUCCGUGCCACCAAACAGGCCCAUGCUGGUGCCAUUGUGCGUCAUCCAGACCCGUCCUUCUAUGAAGGUAAGACCGUUGUCAAGCACUGGAUUGACAACAAGGCCCGUCUUUGA
Molecule: messenger RNA, 1557 nt
Organism: Yarrowia lipolytica CLIB122
Lineage: Eukaryota; Fungi; Ascomycota; Dipodascomycetes; Dipodascales
Cellular component (GO): lipid droplet
Molecular function (GO): phosphatidylcholine lysophospholipase A1 activity
Source: RefSeq, a predicted model, not a curated record